Messenger RNA from Paramecium octaurelia, 2360 nucleotides. Lineage: Eukaryota; Ciliophora; Oligohymenophorea; Peniculida; Parameciidae. The record is from the annotation of a GenBank genome assembly.
AUGUCAUUAAGAAGUGUUGUCGAAAUUGUAACUCAUGUGGAGAGUUUUAGAAAUGUUGAUCUCUAUUACUAAGGUGUUUAUUUUCUGAGAAUCACCAUUCAUAAUGAUGCUCCAUAAGAUGUAGACACAAUUAAUACAUUUUUAGGCUAACAAAAUCUAUGCCCAUCCACAUGACCCUUGUGAAUCCUAUAAGACCUAUCCACAAGAGGCUUAGCAGAAUGUCAAUCCUCCGAAAUACUACGAAACUCACAUUUUUAGACCAGCCUCCAUAGUUACAUCCAAUUCAGCAUUUUACACUAAAGCAUUUUUCAUCAAGUUUUGCGAAGAGGAAAUUGAACUCAAUGAUAUUUGCAAUUUCAGAAUUGAAUUCGACGCAGGUCCUAAAAAGGAACAAUCAUUAAUCAUGUAAGUUGAUUUAAUGUUCUUUGAUUGUUUGAAUUCUUAAAAGGAUCAACCAAAGCAAGAACCACUCUACACUAAAUAAGAUAAAGAAGAUUACGCCAUUCCGGAUGGUAAAAUUCAAGCCACUGCCAAAUUUAAGAUAAAAAAUGUAUUACUACCUAAUCAUUAAUUUGUACCAAUCAUUUUUGAAGAACAAAACUUUUGUUAAGCCAACAUGGUUGUACAUACUAUUACUUUGGAUUAUCGUUUUCGAACUCAUCCCAUUUAGUUAUUUUAAUUUGCAAGACUCAAGUUUGAAGAACGCAAUCAAUUGCUCGAAGGCAAAGUUCCAAACACUCUUGAUAAAAACAAAAAUCAAUCCAAACCCUUAAUAAAUUCAGAUCAAAUCUCAAUGUAUGAAACCAUAUAAAAACAAUACAAAGAGAUGAAGGGACUAGAUUAUUACAGUAUGCAAUAAGAAUUUGUUGAAAGCUUAAAAGGCUAUUAUGAAUAACUUUACUAACACUAUAAUUUGAUAUAUUCUAAAUGCAUUUUAGAGAAACAACGAAAACACUUCAAAAAGUAUCUAUACCCCCCUCUUAAAUUAAUUGUUCCUGAAUACAUCACAAGUGAAACCUAUUAAAAUAUCAAGGGGUAACUAACCAGAAAGGAAUUAAAUUAAAGAAUAGAGGAGAAAUUCCAUACUGCAGAUCCUGAGACUAUCAUACAUUCAAUUCUAAAUGAAACCAAUUUGAUCAGCUGUCAACUAUUCUAAAUGUGGAUCAAAGUACUUGAUUUAUAUCGAAUCAGUCCAAGAUUCUGUGUUGCAUUAUUGCAAUUUGAUUACUAAAAAAUAAUUAAGAAUAGAUGGCAACAAUUUUGUAUUAAACAACCACACCAAUAGUUAUUGGACAAGAAUUUGGGAAUUGAACAUAAAGCCAAAAGUGACAAAUUAAGGUAAGAAAGCAAAGUUCAAGAAUUAGGAGUUGAAGACUUGAAUUCCUUUCCUAAAUUGGAAACAUAACCAAUCAUCUUUGAAGAGUUUACUCCUAGAGAAGAUAAAGAUAAAAAUGAAGAAAACAUUGUAGAUGCAGACAUAACCAAUAGCGAAUAUGAUAUAAUGUCAUAUAGAGGCAUUCAUUUAAUUGUGCUUGUUCAUGGAUUCCAAGGAAAUUCAUAUGAUAUGAAAUUAUUUAAGAACUAUAUCUCAUUAGCACAUCCUGAAGCCAUGUUUUUGUGUUCAUCAAUAAAUGAGGAGAAUACUGAGGGCAACAUCCAAGAGAUGGGAGAGAAGUUAGCCACUGAAGUGAUUAAUUUCAUAUCUGAAAAUUGUCCAGAAAAUACUUUAGGCAGAUUGAGCUUUAUCGGACAUUCUUUAGGUGGAGUCAUAAUCAGAGCUUCAAUGCCUUAUCUUGAUAAAUAUCAAGACAAAAUGUACACUUAUAUUAGUCUUUCAUCUCCACAAUUAGGUUACUAUUACAAUGCUAGCAAAAUUGUUGAUGCUGGUAUGUGGGUAUUGAAACAAUGGAGAAAAAGCAAAUGCUUAGAAUAGUUACAAAUGACUGAUAAUCGUAAUAUUGAAGAAACAUGUCUCUAAAAACUGGCGUAGGCUAAAGGUUUGGCUUGGUUUAAGAAUGUGUGCUUUUUCAGUUGCAUCUAAGAUAGUUAUGCUCCUUAUGAUUCUGCCAGAGUCCAACUCUCAAAAGAAGCACUUGAAGAUCAGUAUUUAUUUAUAUAUAUAAUCAAUUUAAGGAGAAAUAAACCAUAUGUGUAGAUGGUCAAAGCAUUGUUGAGACAUCUUGAGAACACAAAUGUUUAUCGUAUUGAUGUUAAUUUUGAGAUUUAAGAAAAGUAACUUUAUUUGAAUAAUAUAGAAAUCUUGAUACAUUGAUCGGCAGAACUGCUCAUAUUUAAUUCUUAGAAUGUUAACCCUUGUUAAGAAUGAUUGUUAGUCUUUAUGAUUAAUUCUUCUGUUGAAC